AUCAUUUUUAAGUCUAUUAUUGACUGAAAGCUGUUGUGAUUUUUAUCAUGACAUCUAAUCUUAGUCAUCAAGUGGAGCCGGCUGAUCGCGAGAAGGAAGCUUCAGCCAGGCCAAACCAUCCUGAACAGGUCGUACUCAGCUUACAACAACUUCUUACAUUUCCUACCGAAAUCCCUUAUUUCUUGUUAUUAGCAUUCAGAAGCGAACCUUGGCAAAUUCUUCACAAUCCCAAUCCAAGCCGCGCGCAUAAUCCCGGUCUCUGUACUUCACAAUGCCAAAAGAGAAGAAUUACAACCCUGUGCAGGCUCAGCGCAAAGCUGACAAGGCGAAAGCUCUCAAGAAAGGCAAGCAUGAAAGACAAGAACGCUUAAACGAGAAGCUGUCGCGAAAGAACCCCGAGCGCAUUCAAAAACAGAUUGACGACCUCAAGAAAAUCACAUCAAGCGGUGGCAAGCUUACUCGUCACGAGGAACAAACAUUAGAAGGGCUCGAAAAGGAACUUAAAGCAGUGAAGAAGGCCAGAGAAGCACUGGGCGACAAAGCACCAGCAUUCAGUCGAGGAUGGAACAGAGAUCACGAUUCAGGAUCUGGGGUAUUAGGGAAGAGGCGCAGAGGUUCUAAUGAUGCUACUACAAGCGACGAAGAAGUCCCCGACGACGUCAAGAGUAUUCCUAUGCCUCGGGAUACGCCACCACCGAUUCCCAAAGAAGUCAUGGACAAAUGGUAUGCUGAACGACGAGCAAGGAGGGCUGCAGAGAACCCAACAAGACCAGACGGCGAGGACAAACAACAAAGAAAGGAAGCGCCAGUCGUUGAAGCGAAAACAGUAUACGAGGCAAAGCCUGUGGUGCGCGAUCUCAGGAAAGAAGCUGUUUCGGCAUUUGUGCCUACGGCAGUUAAGAUGAAGAUGAACAAAGGACAAGGCCAAGGAGGAUUGAUAGAGCCGGAAGAAGCAGAUCGACUAGAACAAGAGGGCUAUCUCAAAACGGGAGAUCGCAAUACGGAAGCAAAACCCGAUCAAGGCCAAUCAUCACGGCAUGUGACUAUGGAGGAUGUGGAAGACGAGGAGGCUUGAUUCUGGAGCGGAGAAUGCUUCCCAA
This is a messenger RNA of Fusarium redolens, 1100 nucleotides long. RefSeq names its product WW domain binding protein 11-domain-containing protein. The coding region runs from base 272 to 1075 and encodes 267 amino acids. NCBI's taxonomy places the organism in Eukaryota, Fungi, Ascomycota, Sordariomycetes, Hypocreales, Nectriaceae. The transcript has 3 exons. The record is from RefSeq and is a predicted model, not a curated record. Gene Ontology annotation, biological process: RNA processing.